AUGCAUACACUUCUUCUCACUAUCACCACUCUCGCCUCCUUUGCCCUGGCCGAGUAUCGACCAGAAGAACGCGUCGUCCUAGCAGACUGUGGUAUCCACCCACCAAAUGGCGAUUCCACCUCACGCCAAAUCAUGUAUUACCACGAUGCGCCAUGGGCAUUCCAAGGAACACGAGGGAAAUGGGUCACACCGGACAUGAUGACCGAUGUCCCCUGGGACGGGUCCUAUCCCUGGCGAACAAAGGGAUUGAAGCGCAAGAUGCCCAACGGCGACGAGUUCACCAUCACGAUUGACCCCUCAAUCCCCGAUUCAAACGAUCGACUGGCCGGGUUCGCAGGACAUACCUUUGAAUCUCAUGGGUUUGGAUGUCGUGCUCAUCACGAGCGCGGUAUCUACAUUCUCGACGAUGGCACGGAAUGCGCGUCUGCGUAUAUCUGCGACCACAAGACCCAGACUCGACCGGGUCCUGCUCCGGCGCCAGCUCCUCCAGCGGGAAAGACGACGUCGUCACUGACUCUCUCAUCUGAUGCAAUCUAUGUGGACAAUUCCAAUCUGUAUAAGGAUAAGCUGAGACUUAUGAGUCCGAGCGAUGCCUUUCAUAGCGUUUAUGAUGCUAUUGAAGGAAACGGAUGCCGGAAAACAGACUUUGCUAUUUCUGACUCCUGCACCAUAUCUUACAAUUGUAUGUUUGCGGGGGAGAAGAACGAUGCAAAGUCUCGCAGUGACGCUGUUGCUAGGUUCUUGCAUGGUACUGCCGGUCCACAGGUUUCGAAGUCUUGGUAUGAGAAGACUACGUACUCGCAGCAGUGGGGAGUUCCAACAUAUUGGAUUGGGUAUAAGUAUCCAAGAAGUGGGCAGAUUGUUAUUACUCAUGACAAUUCCAUCCAGUCGCAGCUUUCUUUCGAGGUCAGGUGUAAAGGAAGUUGGUUUUGUGAUGUUGGCUGUACUGAGGUUACUACUGGGAUGCUUGCUUUGGGUUAUGCCCAGGGCAUGGCGCCGGUUGGUGUAUUUGGCACUUUGACUGCUGGUGCUUGUGGGUUGUUCUGUUGA
Penicillium concentricum is the source of this 1050-nucleotide messenger RNA. RefSeq lists its product as uncharacterized. The transcript has a single exon. Bases 1 to 1050 code for a protein of 349 amino acids. The record is from RefSeq and is a predicted model, not a curated record. NCBI's taxonomy places the organism in Eukaryota, Fungi, Ascomycota, Eurotiomycetes, Eurotiales, Aspergillaceae.